This is a messenger RNA of Hyaloperonospora brassicae, 2217 nucleotides long. The record is from the annotation of a GenBank genome assembly. NCBI's taxonomy places the organism in Eukaryota, Oomycota, Peronosporomycetes, Peronosporales, Peronosporaceae.
AUGCUGCGGCGCGUGUGGCGCCGAGCAGACGUAUGGCAGUCCCCGCUGCGGUGUUUCUGCGCUGCUGCAUCGGCUGAUCGCGCAAUCGACUGCACUCGUCCGCACCAACGCGGGCGCUCGCUCCGCGCCACGCCGUCGCGCGUGCGGUCGCCCGUCGUCCCCCACGCGCCACUCGCACGCGUUUUAAACAAUCGGAACGUGUUAUUGUCCAAUCACACGACGUCGUCGACGUUUGUAGCCACUUGCCGCACGUUGCGGGCCAUGGAGGAGACAGCGCUCGUGGCGACGAUCGACGGGCGCACGUGGAACGUGGCGCUGCAGCGGCGUCUCGAAGCACACGAUGAACGCGGGGCCGCAGAGCUCUUGGGACUGGUCGCGAGUUUCAGUCGCGAGAACGCAAGUGUACCCAUGUGGACAGAUUUGUUUUUUACUGUCGUGCGGCAGCGGUCCGUCCGUGGGUUUCGCACGGAUGAGAUGCAGGAGCUGCUGAGCCAAUUGGAGCGCCGAUACGGACCGCCGUUUGUCGCGCACGUGCUCGUGAACGUCGUGAAUGGCUGUGCCAAUAUCAAAAUGUUUGCAGCUGCGCACGAGCUGCUGCUGUACCAGCAGACGCUGUGGCCUGCGAUUCGCUCGGACGGCACGAGCGAGAGCUUGGACACUGAAGCACUGAUGCCACCGUCGGUGGUUGGCAAUUUAUUGGGCAAGAUGAUGCACAAGAAAAAGCACAGCCAAGUGCUGGCACUUGCGCGUGCGUAUUUCGCCCAUGCGACGUUUGACCCCGUGCGGGAUUUCCAGCAGCAGGGGUUCCUCGAGCUGUUUAAAGCAUGUGUGUACACGCAGCAGAGUCCGAGAAGGACGGUGCACGUGUUUCUGGCGUAUGUCGAGGGAAGUUGCCGUGCAGCUGCAGGCGAGGUGGAGAAAGUGAGGAAACUGGUGCUGGAGCGAGGGUUUGGAGCCGCGAUUGGCUGCUGUGUGAAGUUGGAGGAAUACUCGCUGGCGUUGCAUUGCUAUGAAGUGAUGGAAAGCACACGCGAGAGACUGAGUCGUAGUGGGGAUGACUUGAUGGUGGACAACACGAUUGACGAAGUCGCAGAGAGAGUUUGCAUUGUGGAUGAAGUGCUCCCAGCUGAUGAAAACAUAUACGUGAACGUGUUGAAAGCAUGUAUGGCCAUUGGUGAUUUUUCCACGCUCCGCAACGCGUUUCGCGGAAUGGUAGCCCGAGGCGUGGCCCGUAGCGCUGGAUUUGGGUCAGCGAUUCGUUAUUGUCACAAGCAUUUGGAUCCGAUGUUCCUUGAAGAAGUCUUGGACGGGGUCGCCUGGACAGAACAGAAACUCGCAGGUGGCUGGAUGCUGGAGAUCGAAAACUAUAACGAUGCGCUUGGUUGUUUUGCUGCUACGAGUCGACCAGACCAGGCCAAGGAGCUUUUCUCGCAAAUGCUGAGCAACCCGUCGAUAGUACCUGACCAUAUUACGAUGCUCGAGAUGGUGGAAAGCCACCGCAACGCGCCGAUCGAGGAAGUGUUUGAUCUCAUGGACGUUUUCCUCGAGUGGAAACUAACGCCAAAUCUUCAGGUGUUCACGUCGCUACUGUCUAUCUGCAUGCGCCGUCGUGCAACAGGCAAUGCUGCUGCACUCAUUGGUGCAAUGAAAGAGCAUGACAUUGUUCAGGACGUGAAGGCAUUCACGACGGUCGCGUUUGUUCAUGCGUCAUGUGGUGACUUGAGGGCUGUGGUAGAUGUCUUACGAACCAUGGCUAGUCAAGGUGUUGCCGCAGAUAGGAUGUUCUUUGACUACGUCCUCAGCGCAUUGUACGGGUCUUGUGGCAUCGAUAUGUGCUUCUCGCUCUUCCGUGAGCUCAUUGUAGACGAUGUGGCGAUUCCUGAAGGGUUGUACGUCUCGCUGGUUGACCUCGGUACUAAGAUUGGCUUGAUCGAGCGCACUUUGCAUAUCGCGUACAACAUGGAAUGUGAAGGCUACCAGCUCUCGUCUGAGCAGUUGCACGCGCUACUGAUGCGUUGUGACACGGAUGGCGAGAUGUCGGAGUUUAUGCGGACAUUCGUGUUGUUACACCAGGGAGUACCGCCCAAGACUCCGCGCUUUGAGGUGGCAAUGUAUCGAGAUUUGACUUCAGUGCUGACACACUUCAACCGCAAACACGACGUCCCGAAAGUGAUGGAGCUGGCUAAAACAGUGGGGUACGAUGACUUGCUUGUCUAA